Priapulus caudatus is the source of this 2425-nucleotide messenger RNA. Its product is annotated as activating signal cointegrator 1 complex subunit 2-like. Gene Ontology annotation, molecular function: ubiquitin binding. The transcript is spliced from 14 exons. Gene Ontology annotation, biological process: regulation of DNA-templated transcription. The record is from RefSeq and is a predicted model, not a curated record. Lineage: Eukaryota; Metazoa; Priapulida; Priapulimorpha; Priapulimorphida; Priapulidae. Bases 32 to 1984 code for a protein of 650 amino acids.
GGUGCACAAGUGCUUGGCUCCUAUCUAAAAAAUGCACGCAGGGUAUUUUGAUUCUCAUUAUGCAAGUCUGGACGAUGAGAGCGUGAAAGAACUACAAACCGAAAUUCACACAAAAGUUUUUAUGACAUACUUGAGAAUGAGUACCUAUAAGGAGUCAUCUGAGGCACAUAUUACACCUUCAGCAUUUGGUGAUAUAAUCUAUGAAAACUACCUGUUUGAUAUUCCAAAGCUGAUGGACAUUUGUGUGCUGUAUGGAAAGGGAAAUGAACAGUUACUGAGAAAGAUGCUUCAAAAUAUUUUUGGCCAGCAGCCUAAGUACAUGGAUGACCUGGAGGAGGCAAUUCCUACAAUUAUGGAGGUACUUGAUAAUAUUCAGAAAAGAUUGAUAGAAGAGAAAGCAUUGACGCCACAGCGACUGGACACUGAGUUCAUGACACCACUGUCCCCACAUGAUAUAGCUGACCUUGUUGUCUAUGUCACAGACAUAAGUGUCACAUUGCAUUGGUUUCUGGAGAUGUAUCCUCCAGCGUCAACCUCAUUUCUGCAUGGACUUGUACCUAUAAAAGUAGCAGUUUUCUGUGAUAAUGUGAUCCCAGGUCUCAAGAAAGAUAUAAAACGUUGUUCAGGAAUGGCAUCAUUCUCCGCAGACGAGCUUAAGAGACUACUAUCAUUCGCACGACUGAGUUUUGUGAAAUUUUUCCGCAAGCUUGUUUUCUUCAGCUGUUUAAAGCCAUGUCUAGAAAACAGACCAGAAGCAGGAGCAUCAUGGGCUGAAAGCUUUCUGCAAGUAAUAGCAUCCUGCGUAACUGAACGGAAGUUCAUUAGUGAUUACGAUCGCAUAUUUUCAUUCGUUGAGGACAUUGAGCUGUUAAAGCAAAAUGGAUGCUCACUAGACAUGACACGCAUUGCAUUCAUCUCUAAUGCAAUUGUUGAAGUCAACAGCCUUCUCGGGAGACAGGAAAACAGAGGUGCAGCAGCAUCCUCGUUAUCCACACAAUCUUUGAACAUGGAGGCUGAAGUACCUGCCACAGCUGCAUGUGUUAAUGGUGCUGAUAAUAUGCCCACGUCCCAGGAGGGUGAGGACUAUGACAGUUUAGAUGAAGGAGCGUGUGCGGGACCAAAAUUGUCUGGAGUUGAGCUGGAGUCUCUUAUCUCCAGUGUGAAGGACCUGCUCCCCGAUCUUGGUGAUGGAUUUAUAAUCGAAUGUCUGGAGUACUAUAACUACGAUGUAGAACAGGUGAUUAACCAUCUGCUGUGUGACUCGCUACCUGAGGCUCUGCAGGGACUUGAUAGGGUUCUGCCAAGAAAGGCGAAGAAGAAAGCCACUGUCUUGUCUUCAAGGUUUAACGUUUUCGAUGGUGACGAGUUUGACGUGUUUACGCGUGACAAGAUAGAUAUGUCAAGAGUGCAUAUGGGCAAAAGAGAGGCGAAGGACACGACAGUCGUGCUGGAUGACAAGUCUCACGUGGAGAAGCUGAAGGAUUACAUCCGUGAGCGCUUCACCGUUGUCAGCGACGACGACGACGAUGAACAGGCGGACGUGUAUGACGACGAAUACGAUGACACGUACGACGCCAACCAGGUCGGCGCCGACGACGCAGACUCCGCCGAUGAGCUGCUCUCUCGCAGGCCUUUUGUAACUCCUCGUGUUUUCACACGCAACGAUGAAGUAAAUGAAGACGUUCAGACUCCACAACAGAAGCAAGAGUUGGAGGAGAAGGUGACCUGGCGACCAGGGGAGUUUGUUCCGUUUGUAACAGACCCUGCCCUUCUGCGGGAAAAGGCUGAACAGCGUCGCCAAGCCAUGCGAGCACGCGGAAGAGGCGGACCCCCUCCCUCCAGAGUUGAGGGCAAACCAAAGGGUCAAGGUCAAGACGGGUCAACAACACAUGCACGCCAGCGCAAGGAGCAACAUAAAGGAUCGAAGGCAAAUCACAAUAGAAAGGCUAUGGCAUCCAGAAAAAUGGCCAAAGGAAUGUUUUAGCACAUAAAUUACUAACCUCAUUUGCUCAUGUGGUCUAGUUGUGAUGAUUAUGUAAUGAAUUACUAACCUCAUUUGCUCAUGUGGUCUAGUUGUGAUGAUUAUGUAAUGCCAUUUUAUGCACAAGUGAUUACUCAAUCUAGCUGUUCAUGUCAUAAGCAGCCAAGGACAAUGUACAGGAUGUUCUUAGGCUACGUUCUAGUUGGGUACACGGUUUGUUAAUGUAUUUAUUCGCCGUUCUUAUUAAAUAUGCUCAUUAAAUAGAACAAUUAUAACAGUCACAGUCUCUGAUUACUUGAUCAGUCCUUGCACAACCUUCUUAAUGAAAUUUUAUUGAACAAGUCCGCAGAGCGACAGCGCUCAACUGACGUGUACUGUAGCCAGGUAUUCUUCUAAUAAACUGGAAACCAAAUCAAGUGCGCGCUCCUGCCACCGCGUUCGCGC